CUUAUUUCUGUUUUGCUCACAAAAAUUCAAUUAAAAUUGCCAUACUGUAAUAAUUUUGUUUGUUAAAUUUCUUUUAUGCUUAAGACCAAAUAUGGGAAUGUUUAUUUUAAAAAUAUUUUAAUUGUAAAUAUAACGUGCAUACACUUACUAAUUGCAUAAGUCUCUAAAAGUUAUUUAAAAGUGCAAAUGUUAUUAUUUGGAAGAAGCUCUAUGAAAUAUUGUCUGAGCCACAUUUUAUUGCAUUGUGCAACCCUGCAACACAUGUUUUGUGUUCGUUGCUUUUUUGCAAAAUAUGUAGACCACAACAAAAAUAAAGAUUGGGGAAAAUUUCGUUGAUUUAAGCACAAUGACGGAUCAAGUGCGCGCGGGUUUAGGUAACUUACCAAAAAAAUUUGAAUUCUUAUCAACACCGAUUUCGCGGGGAUCACUACGUGGAUUGAAGCGUUGCCCCGGCUGUGGCCAGCUUAAUGGUGUACGUAGUUCUAUAUGUCGAAAUCAAUUUUGUAAAUUACGAAAAGAGGCGCUUCGUACGCAUAUACCAUUAGAUCCAGUGCAGCUGGAAAGUCUAGAUAAACAGAAGUCACUAUACUCCCUACGCAAAAAGGAACAGAAUGCACAACCUCGCAACUUUGUGUUAAUUACAGCAUCAAGCAAAAGCGAUACAAAAAAAUAUGAAUGUUACAACUGCAGCCCUGCAGCAUCAAAUAAUGCAGAUCUUUGCAAGCAUAUUUUAGCUUGUACAACCAAACCAGAUUCGCCUCCGAACGCGGAAGUCUUCACUAUUUCCCGCGAUGUAUUGUGGAACUUGAACAGCUUAGAUAAUGAACACAAGGAACGUUUGUGGAAUACUUAUCAACAAGAAGAAAUUAAUGUGCCUGCAGUGCAACGUAUAUCCAAUUCCUUAUUUGUGGUGAAAUGUGAAAUAUCGAAAGUAUUUCCAGCUGGACGAUUACAUGUCACAGCUAUCGGUAAUGGCUGUUCUACAAAAAAGGGAAUAUAUUCCUGUUCAUGUAAAAAACUGAAAAUCAUUGUUGAACCUGAUAAUUCCGUUGUAAUGCAGGAAGAGGUGUGCGAUCACAUCCUUUUAGUUUUGGCGGCUGUUUUAAGUAAUCGCAAAGGUAAGGCGAUGUUUGGAAAUUUCGCAAGCGCAUUGAAAUCGUAUUGGAUGCCUACUUAUAUUGAGACGCCAAUUGUGGACUCAACGCAGGAGGACGCACUGUUUGGUUUGAGCAUUGAUAUCGGUGGAAACUUUGACAUGGGCGGUGGUGAUAGUCGACCAGUCGAUGAUAUUUUUAUUUAUAAUAGUGAUUUUAUGUCUGGUGGGAAUAUUCCCGACUUCGAAGACAUUAUCCUGAGUAAUCCGUCUAAAUCUAUAGAACAACUACAUAACCAAAAUAUAAUGGAUAAUUCCAUAGCUACAAAUUCAAACACAAAUCACAGCGAUAUACUACAUCCUGGUGAUCCGAAUUUAGGUUUAAGCUUUGCCAUUACUGCAGAAGACAUAGAGGAUAUAAAAUUUCAUGAAGCUCCAUUCAUCAAUGGCGUAAAAUCUCUGUCAUCAUCAGCACUAGCCAACAAUGUGACAACUGCACAUUUGGAGCUGAGUGAUUGCAAAAUCGAGUUAAUGGACCAAUUUGAACUCACCGAUCAAAUUGACUUAUCGACAACUGAUGACAUCACGUUGCAGCAAGAUCAUACAUGGCUAGGGAACGGUAUAAGUAUAUUGGAAGCGCCAAUACUAAAUAAUACAACACCGAUCGAUAGUUGCGCUACAGAGUCGACAACUCUAGAAAACGCAGAUUUAACACAUUCUACAACCAUUUACAAUAAUAAUUCGCUAUUAAAGUCCAAUCACGUGGUCGAGGCACCACCAAUCCAGUUACCCACCAUUGCAGUGGUCAAGAAAUGCCCAGUUAAAGCUUCCGAGUUGGUGAAUAGUUUAAAUACACGUAAAUUUCCACCAUUACCGGAAAAGAGAUCGAUAAUCGUUAAUGGUGUUACUUCUUUGGAACAGCGUCCAGCAAACGAUGAGAGUAUAGUCUCAAGUAGCGAAGAACCAUCGCUAGCCUUUUCAUCGUGGCUGGACUAUGUUAUUGAGGUUAUCAAUGAUAGUGUUGGUAUUGUGGAAGAAAGGAGUGUGGAGCAUAUAUUCCAUGUUCAUGAGGAAAUAUUUGCUCACUUUAGCAAAACUUUCAGCACCGGUAUAAAGCUGCGUAUGCCUAGCAGCACAACUGUUAUAAAAACGGGAAAAUACAAAGGGCUUAUAAAGUAUGUUUGGUACUUUACGAAUGCAUCGACGGUGCGUCGCAUUUUCACCACCAAAAAUAUUUCGUUGGAGACGGAACGCAUUUUUGAAUACAGUUCCGAUGGCGAAUUUGUGCCAUAUGUAAUACAACCAAUUGUGCCUACUACUAACGGCAAAUACAAACGGGUUUAUCCCAAAUUGUCGCUAUAUAAGACACAUAUUUGGCUUGAAAGUGGCAACAGCGAAUAUAAAAAUAGUUUUAAACUUGAGUGGCUACCCAGUGCCUUUCCAAAGAGUCACCAUGGCAUACUGAAGCUGGAAUUCACAGUGGGUGUACAGGAUCCAGAGGAAAUGCAAAGAGCGAUUGUGGGAAAAUGAACGUAGUUAUAUAGCAAAAGUAUUAUAUAAAUAUCUCAGCAUAGCAAGCUAAUAAGUCUCGUGAUACUCAUACUUGUAUAUAUGUAUAUAGCAUAUUUAACUCUGUGAAAAAUACUAAAAUAAUAGUUAUUCAUUGUUUAUAGCACGUUAUUUAUCAAUAUUAGUUACUUAAUUUCGCUGCUAACUUUAAUCAUAUAAUUUUCUUUUGUAACUAAACUAAGUAAAUUGCAUUAUUAGCAAAUGUAGUAAUUAAUUUUUAUAUUUAAGUGUGAAGAACUGAAUAUAUGAAAUUUUUCAAGACUUUAAAAAUAAAAAAUAAAUUAUUUUAUUUUGAAUGUUUGUCUUGUAUGGAAAAAU
Bactrocera oleae (olive fruit fly) is the source of this 2980-nucleotide messenger RNA. RefSeq lists its product as uncharacterized. The record is from RefSeq and is a predicted model, not a curated record. Lineage: Eukaryota; Metazoa; Arthropoda; Insecta; Diptera; Tephritidae. Gene Ontology annotation, cellular component: nucleus. Gene Ontology annotation, molecular function: zinc ion binding.